Molecule: messenger RNA, 2438 nt
Organism: Nicotiana attenuata
Lineage: Eukaryota; Viridiplantae; Streptophyta; Magnoliopsida; Solanales; Solanaceae
Product: triose phosphate/phosphate translocator, chloroplastic-like
Exons: 13
Coding region: 321-1712 (463 amino acids)
Biological process (GO): transmembrane transport
Cellular component (GO): membrane; Golgi apparatus
Molecular function (GO): antiporter activity
Source: RefSeq, a predicted model, not a curated record
AUAAAAGAGAACAUAACGGCCUAAUAUGAAUCAAACAUAAUCUUCCUCUUCCCUUUCCCCCCCUUUUUUCUCUGUUAAUUAAUCAUCCAACUGAAAUUCUCAAAAUAGCUAGUAUCAAUUAUUUCCUCUUUUUCUUAUUGACAUCUUCGCUCUUGUUCUAAUCAAACCUUGUUUCCAACGUUGUACUUUGCUUCACUUUUUUUUUUUUGGUUUUAUCCAAAGAUUCUUUUUAUACAAAUUUCAUAUACUUUCUGUUGAAUUCUUGGUGUUUUUGCAUUAUUCCAAUAAAAUCUUUGGUUUUAAUUUCAUCUCUUUUGAUCAUGGCUUCAAUGUCUAGUUCCAUUCAGUUUUCUCUACAAAGAUCAAUUUUUUCUUCACCCCACAAACUUGCUAGUAGAAAUUUAACUAAUUUAGUUCCUUUGAGAAGUUUCUCAAUUGUUUCAGAUUCCAAAAGCUUUGAACUUUCACCUGUGGGGUUGUCCAGUAAGCCCCUUAAAUUAUUUAAAUACAGUCAACUACUGAAGCCAAGAAAUACUGUUGAUGUUUUUAUCACAAAGGCUGCAGCUGCUGAUGCAAAGGGUCAUGACAUUGAAAUUACUGAUGGGUAUGCUAAACCAACUAAAGGCUUUGCCGAAAAGUUUCCAGCUCUAGUUACUGGAUUCUUUUUCUUCACCUGGUACUUUCUGAAUGUGAUUUUCAAUAUACUCAACAAGAAGGUCUACAAUUAUUUCCCAUACCCAUACUUUGUUUCAGUCGUACAUCUCCUAGUUGGAGUUACCUAUUGUCUUAUUAGUUGGUCUAUUGGUCUACCUAAACGUGCACCCAUCAAUAAGGAACUUCUGGUACUGCUCACUCCAGUAGCAUUCUGUCAUGCUCUUGGACAUGUUAUGUCUAAUGUAUCAUUUGCAACUGUUGCUGUAUCCUUCACUCAUACCAUCAAAGCUCUGGAGCCAUUCUUCAGUGCAGCUGCUUCUCAGUUUGUCUUGGGGCACCAGAUUCCUGUCUCUCUGUGGUUAUCACUGGCCCCUGUUGUCAUUGGUGUAUCGAUGGCUUCAUUGACUGAACUGUCAUUCAAUUGGACUGGCUUCACUAGUGCAAUGAUCUCAAAUAUUGCUUUUACUUACAGAAGUAUCUACUCAAAGAAAGCAAUGACUGGAAUGGAUAGCACAAAUGUAUACGCAUAUAUUUCAAUCACGGCCCUCCUGUUUUGCCUCCCUCCAGCCAUAUUUAUUGAAGGACCCCAACUAAUGCAGUAUGGUUUCAGGGAUGCCAUCACUAAAGUAGGCCUUUAUAAGUUCUUAUCUGACCUCUUUUGGAUAGGGAUGUUCUAUCAUCUGUAUAACCAGGUAGCUACCAACACAUUAGAGCGGGUUGCGCCACUUACACAUGCUGUUGGAAACGUACUGAAGCGAGUUUUUGUGAUUGGUUUCUCUAUUGUGGUAUUUGUAUCAAUCAAGAACUUUCGAAGUCCAAGCUUCCCGCAAGCUAUUGAGUCCUCGUUGAAGAGUUCUUUUCUACUUUGGUUGCCAAAGUUCCCUCUCAGGGCUAAGAGAGUCUGUUACAUUUCUGCUGCAGUGCAUAAAAGCUACUGGAAACAAAAUAUCAACUCAAACUGGGAUUGGUACUGCAAUAGCCAUUGCAGGUGUUGCUAUCUACUCUUUAAUAAAGGCAAGGAUGGAAGAGCAAAAGCGGAAGGCUGCCCCUGCUCAUGAACAAUAGGGCACACUAAGAAAGAAGAGGGAAAUACUGGAGACAAAAAGUGCCAGCAGCGCAGAGAUGAUCUGAUUAAUGCAGGAGAAUAGUCACCUCAUCUCAGCUAUGGCAUUUUAAUUAUUUUAGUCUACUUGUUUCUUCUGUACAAUUGUGAAUUGGCCUCAUUUUGUUGGUUUGAAUAUUCACAAGUUAGAUACAAGCUGAUAAAUUCAGCUGGCCUUAAGAAGAGGAAAAGAGACCCUAGGAAAGUUUUAAAUUGCUACAAGCAAUGAUAUUUAAUCAACCAUCUAUCAAGUCGUUAGCAAAAUGGUCCCCAUUAACAAACUAAAAGGGGCCAACAUAUUAGUACGGUAGACUGUGCAAGUGAUCCCAGAGUCAGUGCAGCAACAUCAAUCCGGCAUAUUCAGUACUUUAUUCAAGAUUAAACAGCAUGUUCCGAUGGUUCUCUGUGCCCAUUCAGAUGUCGAACUGUUUGGCCCAGGAUUCCACCCGAUUGUCAGAUUCAUAGUCCAUCUCUCGAGUACAUUGCCUUCGGAUCUUUUUCAGCAUUUCCUCAGAUGGUUUAUAUUGUGCACGCACAGCGGCGGACCCAGGAAUUUAUACAAGCGGGUUCAGAAAAGGAUUAAAUGCUCAACUUCAUCCGAUAGUAUAUGCAAUAUCAGGCUUACCAAAUGGAGCAUACCUUCCGUUUUUGUUUGGGUUCAAAAAAAUGAUUUGCUCCCCAA